AUGAGCUCAAAGGCCGUGAUUAGAAGAGUGGCACGCAGAUGUAUAAGAGAAAUUCUUGAUGGGAGUGGUCGAUCCAGCGUGAAUUCCCCGAAUAGCCGUCGAGAAGAUAAGUUUCUUGAGGAGGCAGAAGCAGUCUGGGAAGUGAGUAAUAUUCUUCAAAUGUCUUUGAAAGGUGGCAAGGAAGCGGUUAUUGAAAGAGUCCGAGCUUUGGAGGAGGGAUUGAGGAGGGAAACUAAAUUGGACAUCGUGAGGUUGCCGCUGUGCCGGAAUAUUUGGGGAAGAGGAACGUUUGAGUGGGCUUAUAGCCCGGCUGAAGGUUUGGCAGGGGGAUUAUUAUGUUUAUGGGAUUCUAAUUUUUUCAAGGAGUUAGAAAGGUUUAUUUUUCGAAGGUUAGUUGUUGUAAUUGGGCAGAUUCCGAGCAGGAAUGUCAGCUGUGGGUUCAUCAACGUGUAUGGCCCCUCUCAAGAUGGGGAAAAAGUGGAGUUUUUCCGAGAGCUUAACGAGUUUAUGACAAGUCAUUCUAUUUCAUGGUGUGUAAGAGGGGAUUUUAACUCUUUCAUUUACCCGGAUGAGAAGAUCGGUGCACAUAUAAAUGUCAGGGUAAUUGGAUGGUUUAGAAAUUUCAUUCAGCAGGUUGGAUUGGUUGAUUUACCGCUGGUGGGUGGUUCUUAUACAUGUCGAUGCCAAAGUCUAUCAAGCCAUAAUGCGGUACUGCUCGAAGAGGCUGCUGUGAACUGGGGUAAAAAACCGUUUCGUUGUUUCAAUUUUUGGUUAGAUGAGAGCAGUUUUUCGGCUUCCAUUAAAUCUGCCAUCAAGUCGGUAGAAGAAGGCGAUGGUUGUAAGAAAAUUGGGCGGGUUUUGAAAGCUACAAAGGUUGCAGCAAGAGAGUGGUUCAAGGAGCAAUGCUUUGAUUUCCAAUUGGAGAUUGGCGAUUUGGAAUCCAAGAUUAGUGUACUCGAACAGGAACUGCAGAAUUUUGGUGACAAUCAUACUGUCGCCGCGGAAUUAAGGAGCCUAAGAUGCAAAUUAUGGGAAGUAUAUAGAAAAGAGGAGAGAUCUUGGCUACAGAAGUCGAGAGUUAGAUGGAUUUCGGAGGGAGAUCGCAAUACAAGCUUCUUCCAUAAUUUCGCGUCUUCUAGAAGGAGGACUAAUUCGAUUGUCUCUAUGCUUGAGAAUGGGGUGCGGGUAGAAGAUCCGAUUAGUGUGAAAAGUAUCGUUCAACCUUACUUCCGAAAGGUCUAUGACAAGAAGACAGCUUUGGAGGUGGCAGAUUUUAAUCUACCUUUUUCAAAGCUUGAAGCUGAUCAAGUGAGUUAUUUGGAGAGCAAAUUUUCUGAAGAUGACAUUUUUCUAGUGCUAAUGAAUUCGGAUGGAAAGCCCCGGGUCCGGGCGAUUUUUAACUUCUUCAAAAAAUUAUGGCCAGAUUUAAAGGAGGGGAUUGUGCGGUUCUUUGACGAGUUCUAUAAUUCUGUGGUAUGGACACCUGUUUGA
Hibiscus syriacus is the source of this 1491-nucleotide messenger RNA. RefSeq lists its product as uncharacterized. Bases 1 to 1491 code for a protein of 496 amino acids. NCBI's taxonomy places the organism in Eukaryota, Viridiplantae, Streptophyta, Magnoliopsida, Malvales, Malvaceae. The record is from RefSeq and is a predicted model, not a curated record. The transcript is spliced from 3 exons.